CUGUGUCAGCUUCCAGGGGAUAUCAUGGCGGCGAUGUUUUAGUUGUUGUUUUGUCAUUUGUCUAAGGAUUUUUUCGGUAUAUCGCAGAUCUGAUGUUGCAAUAGACUAUACAUUGUACACCACACAGAUGGCACGUAGAGUGUCCCGUACAGCACUAGAAAAUGAGAUCGAGCGAGCUAGAGUAGAAGGAAGAUGGGAGAGUUUAUCCAAAUUAGUGGAACAGCUUUGUACUCGCACGACACAGGAAUCGCAGAUAGAUUCCUUGAAGAUCCUUCUUCUUGCUGAAGCUGAUCUUGAGACAUACAGCAGAGACCACAGUCUUGAUGUGAAUGACCUGAGAGCUGCUAGAAGUGCCUUAGAGCCUGUUGUGACAAAGCUAAAUAAUGUUAUUCAAGAAAGAAAAAAGGAUGAAAGAUCACAAGAAGCCAUGCUGCUGCUGUGUAAAGCAUACUUUAUCCAGGGAGAAUUCCAGUCAUCUGUCCAGUGCUGUAAUGAGGCUGGGGCUGACGACCUGGUGAUUGACAUGCACUUCAAGAGAAAGUCCAGACUAGUUGCAGAGGCAUUUGCCUAUAAAGCCAUGGCUCUUGAGGAGUUGAAAUUGACAGGAAAGGAUGAGAUCCAAGAAGAUGACAUAAUCUCAUGUUAUGAGUAUGCUGGUGAUAUAGCCAUAUGGCUCAUGGCAGGGCAGAAAGCAUCCUUCGCUCAGACUUAUGUGAUUGGAGAAAUGAGUCAGGCCAUUGAAGUUGCUAUCCAGCGUGCACCCAUCCUUCACAUAAAAAAUGGGAGACUUACUCAAGGGAUAAAUCGAUUUAGACAAAUGCUGCAAGCUUUAGAGUCAAAAGCGACUCAUAAUCUUAGAAAGAUUUUAGCCCAGCAACUAGCUCAGGUUCUUGUCCGGGGAGUUUGUGAGAGAACAUACGAAAAGCCGAAUUACCAGAAUACCAAUAUUCCUGGCUCUAUUGUAUCUUUGUCCCGUGGUGCCGGCAAACCUGAGGCUGGCAAGUCAACAGCCAUCAAUGUCAUGAUGACGAGAUUGAACAGUUUUCCUCUCAAGCCAUUGGUGUACGCUAGUGACAGUUUGUUUAUUCCUCGCGAUGAGAUUGAGGAGGCACUAUUGCUGUUACUUCUUGAGGACUCUAUGGUGUUGCGUGACGCGGUCCUGAGUGUAGCACCGGCAAAGGCAGCCGCUCGAUCCAGGACAGUCAGUGAAGCCAACACAGUGUACGACCUGCUGACCAUUGCUCUGACACGGCGGGCUCAAUAUGGCAUGCUUGUCGAGUGUCUUGACAAGGGAAUGAAGCUGGCCUAUGAAGAGUUUCAUCUCUGGUUCCAGUUUGCACUUUCGCUUAUCAGCGCUGGCAAGUACCAAAGGGCCUUAUUGGUUCUCCGUCAGUGCGCAUGCCUGAAACCAGACGAUCCGCUGGUCCCACUGUACGCUGCCAAGCUUUGCUUUAACCACCUUCACCAGCUGGAAGAAGGCGUGGGCUUUGCCAAGCAAGUGGUUGCCAUGGGAGAUGAUAAUGAGUGGGCGUCACGUGCUUACCAAGCCCUCGGUGUGGGGUAUGCCAUGCAGGCUGUAGAAGCUUCUUUGAGUGCUGACCGACAAAGGCUACAUAAACUUGCAAUAGAUGCACUUGAAAGUGCGCAUGCUCAUGACCCUGAGGACGCUGACAUACUUUUUCAUCUCGCGUUAGCGCAGGCUCACACUAGACAGAUAUCUAGAGCUGUGAAAAAUACUUGUGCUGCUCUCAAGAUCGAAGGCGACAACUUGCGCUUUCUUCAUCUAAUGGCGUUGCUUCUCUCUGCACAGAAAAAGUUUUCUGAGGCGCUGGACAUGUGUGAAGCCGCAUUGAUGGAAUAUCCGGACGACUUCAGCUUGCUUCUAACAAAAGUGAAACUAGAAGAAAUAUGUAUUGGUAGUGACCAGGCCCUCAUCACUUGCAAGCAGCUGCUGGAGACCUGGAAACAAGUUUACGACUCUGAGCUAUCUUCUGGGUUUAGUGAUAUGCAAAGGGCUGGGUCGGGUCUACUCGACAAAGUCAUAGCGGAUACGAGGAGCUUGAAGCAGAUACCGCUGACCGAGAUUAGCAGCGAGAAAGAUGGUGAUCCAGAAACAGGUUCUAUCGCGGCAUCUGUGCGUCUGGAGCAAGCUUUAUCAGACGAGGCGGCCUCUGCAUCCAUAGGCAAACUAAGCGUCUCCGCCGUGCUCGCACUGCAGUCCAAAAUAUGGCUUGCAAUAGCUGGCGUGUUCAUAGGUGCAGGCAAGGACGCCGAGGCAAACGCUUGUAUUCAAGAAGCUAACCUGAUAUUUCCGCUUUCCCCAGAUGUUCUAUAUCAGCGUGGCCGAGUAUUCGAGAUCCGUGGUGGUCUGAACGACGCAAAGACGUGCUAUACCAACGCCAUCUCCAUCAACCCGAGCCACGCGCCAAGUAUGGAGCGGUUGGGAGUUGUCUAUCAAAAGUUGAACAAUCUUGUUAUGGCUGAAAAGAUGCUCCGAGAAACUAUCAAUGUGGAUCCGACUGUACAUGCUGCUUGGCACCAUCUUGGGACAGUACUAGAAGAACAGGGAGAGCACGAGGCUGCUAGUGAAUGCCUGUUCACGUCGGCAGACCUAGAGGCAACAUGUCCGAUACUUGGCUUUACUACAAUACCAUGGUACAUGUAGGACAUGUCCGAUACUUGGCUUUACUACAAUACCAUGGUACACCAUGACAACAUGUCGAUACUUGGCUUUACUACAAUACGAUGGUACAUGUAGGACAUGUCGAUAUUUGGCUUUACUACAAUACGAUGGUACAUGUAGGACAACAUGCCGAUACUUGGCUUUACUACAAUGCCAUGGUACAUGUAGGACAUGUCAAUACUUGGCUUUACUACAAUACAAUGGUACAUCAUGACAACAUGUUGAUACUUGGCUUUACAUCCAUACCAUGGUAAAUGUAGGACAACAUGUCAAUACUUGGCUUUACUACAAUACCAUGGUACAUGUAGGACAACAUGUCAAAUACUUUGCUUUACCACAAUACCAUGGUACAUAUAGGGGUCAGUAGAACUAGAUGCAACGUGUCUGAUACUUGGCAUUUUAACAAAUUUUAACAAUACCAUGGUGUGACCAUGGUAUAAAGCUAUAUUUAAAGCAUAUGCAGGUAUAUUUGUGGAAUUAAAUGUAGAUCCCUUCAUAAAGAAGAUAAAAAACGUCUAGGCUUCCUCCUGGGUCUGGCACAGGGGAAUCAGAAGAUGCUCUAUACAUUGCUUUGUUUCUUUUUUAUUUUUGAAUCACUGUAAUUGUGAAUCUCUGAGUUGGGGAUUUCUUCAAAAGUAAUGUGCUAUUUGUCGUGGAAAACACAUUAUCCUUUUUUAUCCUUCAAAUUGCAUAUAUUAUGUUAAGAAUAACAGAAAUAAAUAGAUACCUUUUAAAUGGGUAGUCCUCUUAAAGCAAGGAUUACUUUGUUUUCAUUUCUGGUGUCCAUCAAAUGAACAAUAAAACUUGUUAGUAACUUCAUUUAAUAAUAUUAUUUAUAAUUAUUGAUUAUGGUGGCAAACUAAAUAAAACAAAAUAGACUUG
Messenger RNA from Nematostella vectensis (starlet sea anemone), 3565 nucleotides. Its product is annotated as tetratricopeptide repeat protein 7B. The record is from RefSeq and is a predicted model, not a curated record. Gene Ontology annotation, cellular component: plasma membrane. Gene Ontology annotation, molecular function: protein binding. Gene Ontology annotation, biological process: protein localization to plasma membrane; phosphatidylinositol phosphate biosynthetic process. The transcript is spliced from 22 exons. Bases 128 to 2665 code for a protein of 845 amino acids. NCBI's taxonomy places the organism in Eukaryota, Metazoa, Cnidaria, Anthozoa, Actiniaria, Edwardsiidae.